Messenger RNA from Hippocampus comes (tiger tail seahorse), 2352 nucleotides. RefSeq names its product NIPA like domain containing 3 (gene nipal3). Gene Ontology annotation, biological process: magnesium ion transport. NCBI's taxonomy places the organism in Eukaryota, Metazoa, Chordata, Actinopteri, Syngnathiformes, Syngnathidae. The transcript is spliced from 11 exons. Bases 223 to 1374 code for a protein of 383 amino acids. Gene Ontology annotation, cellular component: membrane. The record is from RefSeq and is a predicted model, not a curated record. Gene Ontology annotation, molecular function: magnesium ion transmembrane transporter activity.
CGUCAUUUGACGCAGCCUGAAAUGGUCGCCAAACUGGUCUUUCAAACCCGGAAGUCACCUGCUCCAAUUCGGUAAAGUGCGCCUUAAGCCAAAUGAAAUGAGAAAUACGCCCUUUCAUAAAUACUAGUUUUCGAAGGAAGAAAACAAGUGACAGCAUGAAAUAUCUUGUCGUAGUGUGACUGUUCUUUUCGAAAUGCUGAAUUGCUAUCGAAGGCUAAAAAGAUGGAUCUGAGCAGAGCAGACGAAGACUCGUACACAAAUAACCUCAUCGGGACUUUGCUUGGCAUUUUUGGAAACGUGCUUGUCAGCAUCUCUUUAAAUAUUCAGAAAUAUGGCCAUGUGACCGUCGUGGGAGCCAAGGACCCACGCAUCUUCUACCACACAAAAACCUGGUGGUUUGGCUUUUUUCUGGCCAUUCUCGGCGAAGCAGCUAACUUCGUGUCAUACGCCUUCGCACCUCUCAGCCUCAUAGUACCCCUCAAUGCCGUCUCCAUCCUGACAAGCUACAUUCUGGGUUUUAUUUUCAUGCAUGAGAAAUCAAAGCCAAAAGACUUUGCAAAGCGCCACGGGCUGUCCUUCCUUGGUUCCGUCCUAGUUGUCGGAGGUGCAUACCUCUUUGUGGCUUUUGGGCCAAACACGCAUGAAAAGCUGACAGCGGAAGUCGUAGUGAAACACCUCGUCGGAUGGCCCGUUCUUUUAUAUCUGGUCUUGGAGAUCAUCAUGUUCUGCCUGCUUUUAUAUUUCUACAAACAGAAAAAUGCAAACUACCUCGUCAUCAUCCUGCUGCUGGUUGCUUUGCUGGGUUCAGUCACAGUCAUCUCAGUGAAGGCCGUGUCCCACAUGUUGAUAUUGAGCCUCGAGGGCUCCAUGCAGCUUGACUAUCCAAUCUUCACUGUCAUGUUUGUGUGCAUGGUGUCGACAAUCGUCUUUCAAGCCAGUUUUCUCUCCCAAGCCUCCAAGCUGUACGAUUCGUGCCAGAUCGCCAGCAUGAACUACAUCCUGUCCACCAUCUUGGCAGUCUUGGCAGGAGCUGUGUUUUACUUGGAAUUCAAUCAUGAAGACAUCCUUCACAUCUGCAUGUUCUUAUUGGGAACUGCGGCAUGCUAUCUGGGUGUCUUCCUCAUCACCAAAAUCAGGAAGAAGAACAAGAACUUUGAGCCCUACGUCACCAUGAAUAUGAGUAACGGUGUACCAACCAUUCACAGCAAGGGUCCGGAGGUUGCGGCUGACUUCACAGGUACUUUCUCUUAUGGCGCUCUGGUCAACAAUGACGGAACCACUUCUUCUAAUCAGGCCGUCAACACGGAGCAACCCACCACCAGCUUCAGACCCACGCGGGCAUCGAAUGGACCUCCUGACAGGAAGCAAGAUUAGUUACAAGCGUUGACGUCUGUUGGUUGGUGGAAACUCCAAAGUCAAAUAGAAUCCAUUCAGUGAUGGGAGAAAAGUUCCCAUUAAGGUGAAGUGGAUUGCUUCAUUCAAAACUAAAAACGUUAUUGGACCAAGAUAGCUUUUCACAUUUAAAAUCCCUACAUGAGGUACCUGUACAUCUUCUAAAUUUGUGAUACCACAGUUAAUAGUUUCGUGAACAACCCCGCACAUGUUUUGAGCGAUUAUCGUCAAACAUGUAUGAUGUAUUUAGAAACAAAUCUCUGAAUUGGCUUCACAUUAACCACGGUGUGAGCAAACCUUUUGAGGUUUAAAAAAAAAAAAAAAAAGGAUCGGGAAAAUUUUGACUUUGGAGCUUCCCUGUAUGUGUGUCUGCCUAUACAACUGCAAGGAUGCCCUGAAAGGAAGCUUGACAUACCUAAGGUACAAUCAUGCUCAGGACCAGCAAAACAACUUUUAAAGGUGCUGGAUUUUUAAACAGUACAUGUGUAAAUGUGACGUAUGCCUUGAAGCUGACCGCCUGUAGUAUUGGAAAUACACGAGGAGAGUUCAUACUGUUUGGAGGCUAUUUCUGUGUCCUCGGUGAUCUCCGCAGACUGCCGGAGCCUCGCCAAUGAUCGCUUUAAAUUCAGGAGUUCUGUAAAUGAUCUGCCUUUUAAGAUGUCUCCCUUCACUCCAAUUUUACCUCCUCUUUUGGGGGUUGUAUUAUUACUUUUUUUCCGUUAACGGGUCCAAUGCAAAUGCUUUAAUUUAUUGUAUUUAUUGAUUUAUUGUGCCUUAAAAGGGAGUAGCGCUACACUGGAUAAAAACAAACAACCAUCCAUGUCUAUAUUGUACUGAGGCAAAUUUCUCAUUUUGCCUCAAAGAUCAGAAAAAAUUUGAUUUAUGCAGUUCAAUUGACCCGAUAACUCAGGUUUGUACUUAAGUUGAAAUCCAAAAAUAAAUACAAGAUGCUCAUGUUUU